Messenger RNA from Talpa occidentalis (Iberian mole), 501 nucleotides. RefSeq names its product patr class I histocompatibility antigen, A-108 alpha chain-like. Gene Ontology annotation, biological process: positive regulation of T cell mediated cytotoxicity; immune response; antigen processing and presentation of endogenous peptide antigen via MHC class Ib. The transcript has 2 exons. The coding region runs from base 1 to 501 and encodes 166 amino acids. Gene Ontology annotation, cellular component: external side of plasma membrane. The record is from RefSeq and is a predicted model, not a curated record. Gene Ontology annotation, molecular function: signaling receptor binding; peptide antigen binding. NCBI's taxonomy places the organism in Eukaryota, Metazoa, Chordata, Mammalia, Eulipotyphla, Talpidae.
AUGCCCCUCACCGUCCUGCUGCUGCUCUGGGGGCCCCUGGCCCUGAUGGAGACCCGGGCGGGCUCCCACUCCCUGAGGCUUUUCUACACCGCGAUGUCCCGGCCCGGCCUCGGGGAGCCCCGCUACAUCGCCGUGGGCUACGUGGACGACACGCAGUUCGGGCGGUUCGACAGCGACUCUCCCGGCCAGAGCGCGGAGCCGCGGGCGCCCUGGGCGGGGCAGGUGGGGCAGGAGGACCUGGACGAGGAGACUCAGAACCAAAGGGACAACGCGCAGUGGUUCAAAGCGCUCCUGAGGGACCUGCGCGGCCGCUACAACCAGAGCGAGGACGGUGAGCUUCGCGGAGCGGGGCCAGGGUCAGGUCACCCCCAUUCCCACCAUCAUGCCCGGGUGUCCCGGGUCUCAGGGUCCACUGACCCCUCGAGGCGGGUGGAUCUGCCAGGCCCCUAUACUGGGAAGUGCCCUGCGGAUGUUCCUGCCUGCAUUUCAUUUUCGGUUUAG